Molecule: messenger RNA, 1202 nt
Organism: Drosophila grimshawi
Lineage: Eukaryota; Metazoa; Arthropoda; Insecta; Diptera; Drosophilidae
Gene: asf1
Product: histone chaperone asf1
Exons: 1
Coding region: 293-961 (222 amino acids)
Biological process (GO): DNA replication-dependent chromatin assembly
Cellular component (GO): nucleus
Molecular function (GO): histone binding
Source: RefSeq, a predicted model, not a curated record
GAAUUGGCGGGAAAGCGGCAUAUCAGCUGCUGUCAUUAGUUCACCAAAAUUUAUUUCCUGAAUAACUUGCUUCUAGCAAAAUUAAAGCGAACAAUCGCUAAAAAUAACAUUGAAGCCAAUUAAUUGUAAAAAUAAGUGCCUAUAUAGCUAUUUCAAUUCGCUUGUACUAAUAAUUUGUGCAAUUUCAACAAAUCACGCAAAAACCGAGAAAGAAAGAAGGAAAACGCGCGCCGCUCAGCGUCAUCUUUGUUCCGAAAAGUCAAAAAGGCCCUGCGCGUCAUCAGUCGGCAUCAUGGCCAAGGUGCAUAUUACCAACGUUGUGGUGCUGGACAAUCCGAGCAGUUUCUUCAAUCCGUUUCAAUUUGAACUGACAUUCGAAUGCAUUGAGGAGCUGAAAGAGGAUCUCGAAUGGAAAAUGAUUUAUGUGGGCUCCGCGGAGUCCGAGGAGCAUGAUCAAGUGCUGGACACUAUCUACGUUGGUCCCGUACCCGAGGGCCGUCACAUAUUCGUCUUCCAGGCCGAUCCGCCAGAUGUUAGCAAAAUUCCCGAACCAGAUGCAGUUGGUGUCACCAUUGUUCUGCUGACGUGCUCGUAUCGCGGCCAGGAAUUCGUACGCGUUGGCUACUAUGUGAACAACGAUUAUGCCGAUCAGGAGAUGCGCGAGAAUCCACCGACGAAACCGCUCUUCGACAAACUGACGCGCAAUAUUCUGGCCAGCAAGCCCCGCGUCACUCGUUUCAAAAUCAACUGGGACGACGGACUUGGCAGCAGUAAUGGCAACGGCCAUGACAAUAAUGGACACAGCGACGCACAAAUGAUGCUCGACGAUGGCCCAUCAACGUCGUCGUCGUCGACGGCCCACCACGAUGCUGCCAUGGAUGACAACAGUCUGGCCAUGCCCAUCGAGAACGGUGUCAAAGCGCUCAACGAGAACUCAAAUUCACUGGCCAUGGAAUGUUGAGACGGGCAGGCUUGUGCAGGCGGGCAGGCGCCAGUGGCAACGGCAUCAGUUCAACUGCAACAACCACACAACAACAAAGACCCGAAAUACAAAAUAGACACGCUGUGGCACAGACUUGUGAGCCAGCCCUUCCCUCCUCAUGUCGAAAAUGCGCAGCUCCUGGACUGGUCCCAUUAAUUAAGUACUGUAAUUUAAACCUCAUCGCUGUUAAUAAAAUUAAUUAUCUCUAACUCUAAAACAA